Rattus norvegicus (Norway rat) is the source of this 5307-nucleotide messenger RNA. It is a transcript of the gene Nrdc, whose product is annotated as nardilysin convertase. The record is from RefSeq and is a predicted model, not a curated record. Gene Ontology annotation, molecular function: metalloendopeptidase activity; metal ion binding. Gene Ontology annotation, cellular component: dendrite; mitochondrion. Lineage: Eukaryota; Metazoa; Chordata; Mammalia; Rodentia; Muridae. Gene Ontology annotation, biological process: proteolysis.
UUUUAAAUUUUUAAUUAAUUAAAAAUUUUUUUAAUUUAAUUUUUGAGACAGGGUCUUAGUAGGUAAACCAGGCUAGCCUUGAACUUCUGUCUCCCUGAGUGCUCAGACUCAAGACGUAGACUACCACACCGGCAAAUAUUUGUGUUUUGUUUAUGGCAUAACUGAGGUUCAGAGGCAUAACUACUAAUGUAUCUACUGGUGUCGUCUUUUUUGUUGUUGUUUAUUCAUAUUCAUUUCGUUUAUUUCUUCCACAUGGUACGAUCUCAUCCAAUGGUGUCUAUCAGCUUUUUAUUGUAUCUGGUCAACCGCUUUUUAUUUUAUAUUGUGUCUGUUCCAGUCGCAACAAAGGCACUGGCAAACAACAAAACCAAAAAGCUUGGGAAAGUAUCUUGAGGGUAGUAGCCUAACAUGUUUUUGCUUUUCAGUAAAAGUUGGCUAAACUUAAAAGGUAGGCUGAGGACAACUCCAGUCUGUGGGGAAGCUUAAAAAAAAAUCGCAUACAAGAGUGAGCAUAUUGAAACCGAUAUUUUAGGCACUCUUUUGGAUUUGGAGCGUGAAAAGCACCAAUGGUUUGGCAGCUUACAGGAUGGAAAGGUGCAAUUGUUAUUUCCGGUGCUUAGUGACCCCAAAAGAACAGCAUCCAUCUCAGGAUAGGGUAAGAGAAGACUUCCGGUGUUCUGCGUUUUUAAAAGAGACUCGCUGAGUCACUCUUAAGAACAGAAUGCAAAAAAUACACUGCAAGUGGGUGAAGAAGAUCAGCAUCCACUAUUGCGACUCGCUUCUGCGUCGUCCCACUGGGGAAUAUUUUCUCAGACCCCGAGCACUACGCGGUUUUCCAGAAACAGCUACGGACUCACGUCACAAUCGCGGCAAAACUUCUCCCGUCGUCCUCCGCCUCUUUUUCUUCGCCCCGCCCACGUCAGUUUUCGAAAUGCUCUCUGGGUGCGCCAGGAAUCCAGCCUAUUCCUAUUGGUCUCUAGCCUUCCCUGCUCCUAUUGGUUGUUUCUGCAAACGUGACAGCUGUUGUGCGUUGUGAUUGGCUAGGAUCCAUAGCGUCAUCGGCUGUCAGGAGGGUGGGAUGAAGAAAGUCGGUGUGAGCGAGGCCGGGUUGGAGGAGGGGUUCAGGCCUGUCCUCCCCAGCGGCUGGGGCAGCAACAACGCCGGCCGCCGCCGUCGCCCCUGGGACGCGGAGGAGGAGGAGUGGCUGGAGGAGUAGGAGGAGGAGGUGGGCCUGGGGAGCGGGAUGUCCAGCGCUACGACUUGCUGGUGAAUGCUGAGGAGAGUCGCGGUUGCUGCAGUCUUUGCCACCGGGAGGAAGUUGCGGUGUGAGGCCGGGCGGGAGCUCACGGCUGUGGGACGAAUCGAAGCACGGGGUCUGUGCGAAGAAUCAGCGAAACCGUUUCCUACGCUGACCAUGCCUGGCAGAAACAAGGCGAAGUCCACCUGCAGUUGCCCGGACCUGCAGCCUAAUGGACAGGACUUGGGCGAGAGCGGCCGGGUUGCUCGUCUAGGAGCGGAUGAAUCUGAGGAGGAGGGACGGUCUCUCAGUAAUGUCGGGGACCCUGAGAUCAUCAAGUCUCCCAGCGAUCCCAAGCAGUACCGAUACAUCAAAUUACAGAAUGGCUUGCAGGCUCUUUUGAUUUCAGAUCUAAGUAAUGUGGAGGGUAAAACAGGAAAUGCAACAGAUGAAGAGGAAGAGGAAGAAGAGGAAGAGGAGGAGGGGGAAGAGGAAGAGGAAGAGGAAGAAGACGACGACGAUGAUGAUGAUGAAGACUCUGGAGCUGAGAUACAGGAUGAUGAUGAGGAAGGCUUUGACGAUGAAGAGGAAUUUGAUGAUGAUGAACAUGAUGAUGAUGAUCUUGAUAAUGAGGAAAAUGAACUGGAAGAACUGGAAGAGCGGGUGGAAGCCAGAAAGAAAACCACUGAGAAACAGCAAUCGCAGAACCUGUUUUUGCUGUGGUCAAAGCUGACUGAUAGACUGUGGUUUAAGUCAUCUUAUUCAAAAAUGUCUUCAACCCUGCUGGUCGAGACAAGAAAUCUUUAUGGGGUAGUUGGAGCUGAAAGCAGGUCUGCACCUGUUGAGCAUUUGGCAGGAUGGCAAGUGGAGGAGCAGCAGGGUGAAACUGACACAGUUCUGUCUGCAGCGGCUCUGUGUGUUGGAGUUGGGAGCUUUGCUGAUCCAGAUGACCUGCCUGGGCUGGCACACUUUUUGGAGCACAUGGUAUUCAUGGGUAGUUUGAAAUACCCAGAUGAGAAUGGAUUUGAUGCCUUCCUCAAGAAACAUGGAGGUAGUGAUAAUGCCUCAACCGAUUGUGAACGCACAGUCUUUCAGUUUGAUGUCCAGAGAAAGUAUUUCAAGGAAGCCCUGGAUAGAUGGGCCCAGUUCUUCAUCCAUCCACUGAUGAUCAGAGAUGCAAUUGACCGAGAGGUGGAAGCUGUGGACAGUGAGUAUCAGCUUGCAAGACCUUCUGAUGCAAACAGAAAAGAAAUGUUGUUUGGAAGUCUUGCUAGACCUGGACAUCCUAUGGGGAAGUUUUUUUGGGGAAAUGCUGAGACACUCAAGCAUGAACCAAAGAAGAAUAAUAUUGAUACACAUGCCAGACUGAGAGAGUUCUGGAUGCGUUACUACUCUGCUCAUUACAUGACCUUAGUAGUCCAGUCCAAAGAAACCUUGGACACUUUGGAAAAGUGGGUGACGGAGAUCUUCUCUCAGAUACCAAACAAUGGGCUACCUAAACCAAACUUUAGCCAUUUAACGGAUCCUUUUGACACACCAGCAUUUAACAAACUUUAUAGAGUUGUUCCAAUCAGAAAAAUCCAUGCUCUGACCAUCACGUGGGCCCUUCCUCCGCAGCAGCAACACUACAGGGUGAAGCCACUUCAUUAUAUCUCCUGGCUUGUGGGGCAUGAAGGCAAAGGCAGCAUCCUUUCUUACCUUAGAAAAAAGUGCUGGGCUCUUGCGUUGUUUGGUGGAAAUGGUGAGACAGGUUUUGAGCAAAAUUCUACCUACUCAGUGUUCAGCAUUUCUAUCACUCUGACUGAUGAGGGGUAUGAGCAUUUUUAUGAGGUUGCUCACACUGUCUUUCAGUAUUUAAAAAUGCUGCAGAAACUAGGUCCGGAGAAAAGAGUUUUUGAAGAGAUUCAGAAAAUUGAGGAUAAUGAAUUUCAUUACCAAGAACAGACAGAUCCAGUUGAGUACGUGGAGAACAUGUGUGAGAACAUGCAGCUGUACCCACGUCAGGACUUUCUCACUGGAGAUCAGCUUCUGUUUGAGUACAAGCCAGAAGUCAUUGCCGAGGCCCUUAAUCAGCUAGUUCCUCAAAAGGCAAAUCUCGUGCUUCUGUCUGGUGCUAACGAGGGAAGAUGUGACCUCAAGGAGAAGUGGUUUGGGACUCAGUACAGCAUAGAAGAUAUUGAAAACUCUUGGACUGAACUGUGGAAGAGCAAUUUUGACUUAAAUUCAGACCUUCAUCUACCAGCUGAAAACAAAUACAUAGCCACGGACUUUACAUUGAAGGCUUUUGAUUGCCCUGAAACUGAAUACCCUGCUAAAAUUGUGAAUACCCCACAAGGUUGCCUGUGGUAUAAGAAAGACAACAAAUUCAAAAUCCCCAAAGCCUAUAUACGAUUUCAUCUGAUCUCACCUUUGAUACAGAAAUCUGCAGCAAAUGUUGUCCUCUUCGACAUCUUCGUCAACAUUCUUACUCACAACCUUGCUGAGCCAGCCUAUGAAGCCGAUGUGGCCCAGCUGGAGUAUAAACUGGUAGCCGGAGAGCACGGUUUAAUCAUCCGAGUGAAGGGAUUCAACCACAAACUACCUCUGCUCUUCCAGCUCAUCAUUGACUACCUGACUGAGUUCAGCUCCACGCCCGCUGUCUUCACCAUGAUAACUGAGCAGCUGAAGAAGACCUACUUCAACAUCCUCAUCAAGCCUGAGACUCUGGCCAAAGAUGUGCGGCUUUUAAUUCUGGAAUAUUCCCGCUGGUCUAUGAUUGACAAGUACCGAGCUUUGAUGGAUGGCCUUUCCCUUGAGUCUCUGCUAAACUUUGUCAAGGAUUUUAAAUCCCAACUCUUUGUUGAGGGCCUGGUGCAAGGGAAUGUCACCAGCACGGAAUCGAUGGAUUUCCUAAGAUACGUUGUUGACAAGCUGAACUUCGUGCCCCUGGAGCGGGAGAUGCCCGUGCAGUUCCAGGUGGUGGAGCUGCCGAGCGGCCACCACCUGUGCAAAGUCAGAGCCCUGAAUAAGGGGGACGCCAACUCUGAAGUCACUGUGUACUACCAGUCAGGUACAAGGAGUCUGAGAGAAUACACGCUCAUGGAGCUGCUUGUGAUGCACAUGGAGGAGCCCUGCUUUGACUUCCUUCGAACCAAGCAGACCCUUGGGUACCACGUCUACCCGACCUGUAGGAACACAUCUGGCAUUCUAGGAUUUUCUGUAACUGUUGGGACUCAGGCAACCAAAUACAACUCUGAAACUGUUGACAAGAAGAUAGAAGAAUUUCUUUCCAGCUUUGAGGAGAAGAUUGAGAACCUCACAGAGGAUGCAUUCAAUACUCAGGUCACAGCUCUGAUCAAGUUGAAAGAGUGUGAGGACACCCACCUCGGGGAGGAGGUGGACAGGAACUGGAAUGAAGUGGUGACACAGCAGUAUCUCUUUGACCGCCUUGCCCAUGAGAUUGAAGCGCUGAAGUCUUUCUCAAAGUCAGACCUGGUCAGUUGGUUCAAGGCUCACAGAGGACCUGGGAGUAAAAUGCUCAGCGUUCAUGUUGUUGGAUAUGGGAAGUAUGAACUGGAAGAGGACGGCGCUCCCGUUUGUGAGGAUCCGAAUUCUCGUGAAGGGAUGCAGCUAAUCUACCUGCCACCCUCUCCUCUCCUGGCAGAGUCCACCACCCCCAUUACUGACAUCAGGGCCUUCACAGCGACGCUCAGCCUCUUCCCCUACCAUAAGAUAGUCAAAUAAACUGCAGUCUCACUGGCCUGAAGCAACUUGUAUUAAAGACAUCUGUGUGCGUUUUAUGGAGUUACACCACUGCCUUAGGGCGUCCACUGGAGUUUUGUGAUGGCAACCUAGGAAUUGACUCACCUUUCCUCUACAAGACUAACCCAGGGUUACUGCACUAGAUGGCAAUGAGCUGGUAGGCAAGUGUGACCCAAACACGUACGUCAGCAACGUGGGGGCCCUGGCCUGUGUCCUCUGAGAACCCAGUUUCUGUGUGCCUAUAUGUAAUUAUUUGUUAUAGCACCAAACUGCCCUGGUUUUGCUUUUUAAUGUAUUUUAAAAUAAACACAGUUGUGUAUUUCCCUUCA